GGCGGGAGCGCCAAGCCGAAGAGGCCCAAGGAGAAGCGGGACAAGGAGAGGAGGAAGCAUGGGGCCCUGCCCGUGGUCGCGGCGGUGGGAGAUGGCGGCGGGGCCCUGAGUGCAGCAGCCCGGGAGGAGAACGGGGAGGUGAAGCUGCAGCUGCCGAAAGCUCAAAUCAAAGACAAAAUUAAAGAAAGGGAAAAGAAGCAAAAAGAGAAGAAGAAGCACAAAAUAAUGAAUGAAAUCAAGAAAGAAAAUGGAGAGGUCAAAUUAUUGCAGAAAGGUGGGAAGGAGAAACCGAAAACCAAUGCAGAAGAGCUACAGAUUAAAAAAGUUAAGAAGAAAAAGAAAAAGAAACAUAAAGAGAAUGAGAAGAGGAAGCGUCCAAAAAUGUACAGCAAAUCCAUUCAGACCAUCUGCUCAGGACUGGUUUCUGAUUUUGAGGAUCAGGAAGCCAAAGGCAUCAUAGAUGAUCAUCUUAAGGAUUUCAGUGGGAAAAAUGUGGAUCCCAAGAAGGACUGUGAGUCCAAGAUACCAGAGAACAGUGAGUUUCCAUUUGUCUCGUUAAAGGAGCCACGGGUUCAAAAUAAACUCAAAAGGUUGGACACAUUGGAGUUCAAACAGCUGAUUCAUAUUGAGCACCAGCCUAACGGAGGUGCAUCAGUUAUCCAUGCCUACAGUAAUGAACUCUCCCACUUAUCUCCUGUGGAGAUGGAGAGAUUUGCAGAAGAGUUUGUGGGUCUGGUUUUUAGUGAAAAUGAAAACUGUGCAGCUUACUAUGUUAUGGGUAUUGUUCAUGGGGCAGCUACUUAUUUACCUGACUUUUUAGACUACUUUUCGUUUAAUUUUCCCAAUUCACCAGUGAAAAUGGAGAUUUUGGGAAAGAAAGAUAUAGAGACAACGACUAUGUCAAAUUUUCAUGCUCAGGUAAAAAGAACAUACUCUCAUGGUACGUAUAGAGCUGGCCCAAUGAGACAGAUCAGCCUGGUUGGAGCAGUUGAUGAGGAAGUGGGGGAUUACUUCCCUGAAUUCCUUGAUAUGUUGGAAGAAUCACCCUUCUUAAAAUGUACACUGCCAUGGGGAACACUUUCUAGUUUAAAAUUAGAGAGUCGUAAAGACAGUGAUGAUGGUCCCAUUAUGUGGGUGCGUCCAGGAGAACAAAUGAUCCCUGUGGCUGACAUGCCAAAGUCACCUUUCAAAAGGAAGAGAACUACCAAUGAAAUAAAAAAUUUGCAGUACCUACCUCGAACCAGUGAACCCCGUGAAAUGCUAUUUGAAGACCGGACACGAGCCCACGCAGAUCACAUAGGACAAGGUUUUGAACGACAGACUACAGCUGCUGUGGGAGUACUGAAGGCUGUGCACUGUGGAGAGUGGUCUGAGCAGCCUCGUAUAACCAAAGAUGUAAUUUGUUUUCAUGCUGAAGACUUCUUAGAGGUAGUUCAGCGAAUGCAAUUAGAUUUGCAUGAGCCUCCACUCUCACAGUGUGUCCAGUGGGUUGAUGAUGCAAAACUUAAUCAACUGCGAAGGGAAGGCAUUCGAUAUGCCAGAAUUCAGUUAUUCGAUAAUGACAUUUACUUUAUCCCAAGGAAUGUUGUGCACCAGUUCAAAACGGUUUCAGCUGUGUGCAGUUUGGCUUGGCACAUCCGGCUCAAACUAUAUCAUUCAGAGGAAGAACUUUCUCAGAAUACAAGUACUGUUGAAGCAGGGACCUCUGCAGACACCAAGUCUUCGGUUAUUGGACUUCAGACUGACAGCAGAAUUUGUACGAUGAGCAAAAAUACCUCUGAAGACACCAAAUUUUCAGAUGCUCUGCAGACAAAGUACCUGCAGCAGGAAUUUAUGCCGAUAAAACAUGAACCUAUCACAUCUCACCGAAUAAAAGAAGAAUCCAUGAAUGUUGAUCUUGCUGAAAAAACAGUGGCACCUAAUGACGUCGGGGGCCAGAAUGUUCAGGCUAGAUUGGAUCACGUUGAGUUGACAGCAUUUAAGUUGGAAAUGGAUUCUAAAUUUGAACCUGGCAGCAAGGACUUACAAGGCAAGUUAUGCCCUGGAGGUCACAUACAUCCGGAUGAUACAAGACAACAUAGUUCAUCAUAUCCAAAACUGCAUGGACAAAGAGAGGAUGAUUUUUUGUGCUAAAUUUGUAUAUAUGGUUUUAAAUUCCUUUUUAAACUUAAUGAUGUAAUAAUGUAAAGAUUCAUAAAUUCUGUGAGGCAAGUUUGUGACUUGCCUUUGCAUCUGUUACAGAAAAUAGUUAUGUAGCUUUGUAACAUUCCUCAGUGCCUGUCCAUAACUGUGAAGUAUCAAAGCACUUAGGGCCAGAUGCACUGUAAACACUGCAGGUUUAACAUAAAGAAGUCUUUAAAUAAUUUUGAGUUGUAGGUUUUAGAGUAGAGCUGACAUUUAACAUAUAUAUUUUUUGUAAGAUGAGCCAGAAUUCUUUUUGACAAUUCCAGGCUUUUCCAUAGAGCUUAUUUAUACCAAUUUUUUCAUUUUAAAUGUGUCAGCACUGUAGUGUAAAUAUCUUUUUUAAAAAUCUUUUUAGUGUGAUUUAUACUGAAAUGUGAGCCACUUAAUAAAGGUUCAUAAUAACAGAUUGGUUUUAUUUUUGGGUCUGCAAAAAAUAAUUCAGUUAAACUGCCUCUCUAAACUGUUGUGUUUCUACCUGCACUAAUGCAUAGGAUGAUGCCCUUACGCCAUUGUGGGGUGAGGAGCUGUAGCAAACUGAGGUAGAGCUGAGGCAUUCUUUGUAAAUGGAGAUUAGUCAGAACACAAAAUCAGUCCUUCCUGCACAGGAUUUCUUACAGUUACUCAUCAAAGGCACUCCCCAAACUCCUGCUGUCAGAUGUUAGUGUGGAACAGAGAGGCAAAACCUUCCUCUGUGGUGGAGGACAGUUGGACACCCAGUGGACUCCAGGAGCACUACCAGUAACUGUCUGCAUCUCUCGAGAUAAGCUGGUGCAAGGGAGCAAACUCCUUUCUAUGCUUGCCACUUCCACCUCCUCAAGCCACAGUUAAAGACAGUUCCAUUUCAUGUUAAACCCACACAACAACAACCACCCCUAAAUUUAAAUCAGUUGUAUGACUAAAACUUAAAAAAAUAUAAAUGGUUACUUACCAAGCUAUAAGGGGCUCAACUUAAGCAGUGAUCUGUAAUACAGAGAGACACAUUUGGAUUUGAAUUACUCCCUAUGCUGAUAGCAUUGGGCAAUUAAGAUAGUUGCCAGCGUGUCUGGUAGGAUGAUUGCUCCUGAGUCCCAGUUUGGAAGCAAGAGUUAUUUCAUUAAGAAAAUAAGUGAUGUCCAAGUUAACUGUCCUCUUGCCCCACCUGUGGAAUGCUUUCAGUCUCUUAAGCUCUGUUCUGAGGGAAGAGGAUUUCAAGACUAGCUAGCAUCUGAUGUAGUAGUGGCAAAAACUCUGUCAUUUAACUUAUUUAAUUCUUUCUGUAACAUAUUACUGUAUAGUUCAAACGCAUCUGAAUAUUUCUUUUUUGGGUAGCUACAAAUAGUAGUAAACUGUCCUGCAGCCAGUCUUUCAACUGUUUAAAAUUUAAGAUCCUAGGCCUGUUGUUAUUUCCAAAGCCUUCUGUAUCUCUUUUUUUAUUUUGCCCUGUAACUUUCAGAAAGUUGUACAUCCUUAUGUACCCAGUUUAUAACCUUUAAUGCACUUAGUGAUUACUUUGACUUCUAGCAAUAGAACAAUGUGAUUUCCAGGUGAUACCUAAUUGAACUACCUGAGGUCCUUUUGUUGCAAACAUUUUUUGCUUAUAGGUUGUUAAAAUUCAAAAUGUUACUGUGUACUUAUGCCUGGCACUAAAAGCAGCCAAUUAACAGAUGAGUGCUCUGAUUUGUUUAAAUCAAAAAUACAUCUGUCAAGGAAUUAUUAAUUAAAUCAAUAUUUGAAUUGCUAAGCAUUACUCCUACAUAGCCAUAAUCACAUACUAGAGAAGCAAUAGAAACACGAGUCUCUUGGAUGUGGCUAAUAUGUCCUUAAGUCUUACUGCUAUUUUCUUUAAUGCGGACUGAGAGAUUACCACCAGAUUUGCAGCCAGAUUUGCAGCCUCAGGGAUCUUGCUUUCUUCUCACGCCAUGAGCAAAUGAUUCAUGUGUGACAUGGUAAGUUAUUACUCUAACAGAUUCUGAUUGGAAAAAUUAACUCGUUCAUGUAAAAAUUUGAGCCUUCCUGAUAGAAAUGUGGUCUCAUCUCCUUUUGUUUUCUGGAUUAUCUGGAAACUUCCACCCAUAAUCUCUUUGGUUUUAUGAACAUCUGUACACAAUUAUGUAGCCUUCCAUUCCCAUUCUCUAUGCAGCCAUUGGAGAACAGUAAAAGAGCUGCAGGUCUUAGUUUGCACCAAGCAUGCAGCUUUCCAAGUGGGUUAGCAGAAGGCUUCAGAUUUAUCAAACCCAGCCUUGCCAGAUACCGCUUUUCUUUGAAAAAAAACCAAAACACCAAACCAACAAAACAACAAACAAACCAAACCCACAAACUGACUAUUUAGUUUUUUUUAAAAAAUAAUCUUAACUUUUAUGUUGGUGGUCUGUAUGUGGAUCAUUCAUUCUUGUUCAAGUAUUUUUUCAAUCUGUCAGAUUUUAGUAAAGUGUAUACAUCCCCCUUGACAGCAAACAACUUUCUGCAUCCUUGACGCUGUCCAGACUGAAAAAAUACAUAUUUGAAAAGUAUUUAACAAAUACAACUUUACACUUGAGUAGAACUUUGUUUCCUUUUAAAGACCUGCUCAGUGGUCUUGGCUGAUAUUGCUGCAGACUUCUGCUCAGGUAUGUCUUCGUUCUGGAAUUCCGUUUCUAAGCUACCUGAAUCUUCAACCCAUUUUUUUCUUUUUUUAUAACUUACUAGAAUUCUAAGAGAUUAAAAAAGUGGCAGUUUUUUGCAGUUUUUAUGCAUCCUUUAUUUUUUACUUUUGAGACAGAUUAGAUUCUCAUUUUUAGACAGAACUCCUUGUAGACAGAGUAUGAACAGAAUAUGGGAUUACCAAUGGCUAUCAGAACUCCUUUUGAAUUCAAAGGUGUAAAACAGUCUGGGUCGACUGGCUGUAUUAAGUGUAUGCUUCUUAUUUUGCUUUUUUUAAAAAAAAAAAAAGUUUUUGUCCUUUACCUGUGGUGUAUUUGUUUUGAUGCAGUUGCUCUUUAAGAGGGGAGUACCUUUUCUGAGAAUUUCAGCUCCCAAAUUGUUCAUUAGUCUGACAAAGGUUUUGCUUUGGUUUCAAGUGGUCCUAUGCUAUAACCUUUAUUCCUGCCGCAUACAACUUCCUAUUCAGAUUUUUUGCUUCAGCAAUAAAUUUUUCAUGCCUUCUGAUGUACUGAAACUAGUCUUUGCUUAUUGCUUUUUUUCUCCUCCCUGGAUUUCAGUUAUAUAUAAAUCUUUCUGUUGUUUCGGCUGAAAUCUCCAGUGUUUUAGCUGUCUCUCUUGGCCCUUGUUCUUCUGCAGAUUGGAAAAAUCUGCUUAAGGCCUAUUGCCUGUACUGCAGUGGUAUUGACAUCUGUGCGUUUGCAGUGGUGUUCCAGUUAAUGACAUGAUGUGCAGAAAUUUAGACGUGUUUUCCUAGAUACUGGUACCAUAUUUGUGGGUAGCAAAGAAUUGCAUUGUACUGUCACUACCAGUAGCUUUCAAGAUGGUAGCAAACUUUUUUUUAAUGACUAGAUCUUUUGCAUUUCCCUGGCAACUGACUUCAUGUGUUAAAUACAAGUGUUACUGAAUGUUGUGUCAUCCCCCAGCCCUCCAAAUACCUGCAAAUUGACUCUGAAAUAGCAUUUUCAUUACAGGUACUGCUGGCAUGCAGAUUUUCCCUUCCUUGUUACUAUAGUGAAUAUUUCAAUACUUCUUUAACUGAAAUAUUAAUUCUAUCUAGUAUUAGAUUAUUUCAGAGGGUGAUGAUUUAAGUAUUCAUCUGUGAAAGAAUUCCUUGGUGAUAAAUAAAAUUGAUUUUUAAGCAGAUAUAUAUGUGCAUAGUAAAUAAGUUGGCAUUGCAAAUGAUGUAGGAACCGGGAGCGUAAAAUAGAAUGCUUUGAAACAGAUUUGAAUGUUACAUAUUUGGAAAAUUGAGUAAGUCUUCCAAGAAACACAGGACUGGUAUUCAUUGAUCAGAGUGACUGUCUUCUAAUACCUGCAUGUGAAUAAGGAUGCUGGAUUGAUUGAAAUAAAUCCAUGUUUUCUCCGUGCUCACUGGCAAAAUGAACUGUUGUGAGAUAGUAGACUGCCACCUGACCCUCCUAGGCUGACAGCUGUACUACUUCUGAUCAAGAGAGAAGGAACGUUGCAGGUUUCUCAAGUGGUUUUUUACUCAUUUUUUUCUAGUGGUCAGAUGUGUAGAGAACCUUAUCUUUAGGCAGACCAGUGCCUGUUACUUGACUGUGGAUGUAAACAAGUGGAAAUGGAAAGGACAGAUUCUCACUGAUCUUUGCUUCGCCAUGAAUGACGCUGUUGAGAAUGUUUUCUUUGAUUGUGAGCACCGUGUUCAACUUGAUAUUUUACUACUUUCUCAAACGGAUGAAAUACACUUUAAAAACUGUAUAACAGGUGAUACUGAUAUUUUGUGCAGAUCCCACUGAAUUUGCAGCAUACAUGGGAAAAUUUGGGAAACUCUUGAUUCCUAUCAGUCACCCAUUUCAUUUUUUUAAGAAACACAAAUUAUUUUGUGUUCUCUUCAGAAGCCGUGAUUAAUUUCACAGUAUCUAGGUUCCUAUUUCUAUUGGAAUCAUCAGGGAUACUGACUUUGCAAAUUUAGUGUAUUAUAUUCUAACCACUGUUUUUCUCUGUGCUAUGAUGCUAAUAUUUCCUCUGCUUUGGAGCCAUGCUGUACUUGAGUGCCAGCUAAACAUUGAUCUUCUCAUGUUCUGAUCAUGCUGAUAGAUGAGCCUACUGAUGAGGGCAUUAGUCCUAAAUAGUCCUUUAAUAUUUGGUGUACAGUUAUGAUAAUCUGAUAAAAGCAUUGAUUAAAGCAGAAGUUUAAACUUCUAUUUUUAUCAAGUUUGAUUUGUCAGUAACUAUUUUGAUAUGUUUACCAAUUAAUUUCUAGUCCACCUGAAUGAAAGUGCAGUGUACGGUAGAGCUUAGGCCUGUGUUUUAAGGACUAUGCUUUUUAUGACAGUGUUUUUAUUAGGUUAUAUUGAGACAAAAUAGAGCAGUUAGCUGAGAAAGCUAAUCCCCAAGUCUCUCAAGAAGAUGACCUUGAGAAUGAGAUCUGUGUGGAAGACUAUUGUAACAUAAGUCAAGACUGCUAAAGCUGUAUCCUAAGCAUGCAGUAACACUCAGGUACUUGUCUAAUUGAUGCAGUUGAGAGCUUUUGUUAAUCUCAGAAAUGAAAUUUUUAGACUAAAGAACAUCUUUUUAGCAGUGAUUUCUUUAUAAACUUCAAAAGGAACACUGAGAUAAAACUAAUUAGAUAAACUAAGCUUGGGUUCUUGUUUCUUGCUCUUAUGCUGUCAUUCUGCACUGUAUGAAGACUUCUUAAUUUGCCUGCUUGUGAUGUUUUUAUUAGAAAGGCAGACUGAAGGAAAUGGAAUUACUGAGUUGCAGGUUUUUCUACUCUUUAACCAACUUAAGUACAAGACUUUGAAUUAAUAUUGAAUAGUACUCUAGUGGUCCAACUGUAGUGAUUCCUUAAAUCGCCUUAGUCCACAAAGCCUGAUGCUCUUAAGCAGCAAGUUGAUACCCAGCCCGGUUCAGGUCUAAAAGGCUCAUAUGGGGGACUAACUCCAUCCAAACUUUAAAAAAAAUAAAGGUACAGUGAAAAGGUACACUUUUUUUCCCAAUUCAGUGUAGUUAUUUUUACCUCAAUCUUAAUUAAAAAAAAAAAAAAAAAGGUGUGAUGUGUUAUGUGAUAGUGCUGUGCUUUCUGUGCUAAUAAAUUCAAAGAACUUAUUUCUGAGGAUGUAGUUAUUCAGGACCUUUAUUACUUAAAAACAGUGUUACUUGUUCCCAAAAUAUAAUGAUGUUAAAAUGGGUAAUGCCCAACAUAGGCAGAAUUCUGAGUUUAUGGGAGUCUCAAAUUUCAUCAAUACCUUUGUAUCACCCAACUUUUAAACUGGGCAAAUGUGGAAAUUUCUAUGAGGUUACUCUAAGAUUAUGUUUCUGUACUACUAUACAUGUAUGUCAGAAAAUAGUACUGCUUUCAUCUCUUAAUUUGUUGCGUGACUUAGUCCUGUGCUAGCUUAUUUUGUAAUAUUGUCAUCCAUGCCUAGCAGUGCAUUUUGGGUGCAUGUACAGGCAUUCUUAGAACAUUCAGGUUAAAGUUUGUUGAAGGUGGGGAUGUUUAUGUUACACAAUACUAUUUUUCAAAUAUAAAAAGAGCAGAAAAAUGGGUAUUAUUCUACAAUGGUGACAAAUCAAGAAAAACUAUGGAUAAUUGAAAAUUUUAGUUUUACACAUGUGCACUGAUUAUUUUCCUUAAUCAGACAAAAGCAGAUACCUACAAUGUGAGUGUUCAAGCUUAUGUAAACGAUUUGAAGAGAAAUAAAUUAUGUAGAUCAUAUAUGUCCAUAUACAAUAUUAUCAAUAGAUGUAUAACGUAUACAAUAUAUCAUCAGUAUAGGAUAAAUACUUGCAGUUUCACUUCUGAACAGCAAGCUUUUGAAUUGCAUUUCAAAACAAAGCUGCUGGAGGCAAAGUUCUCCCCUCUUCGCCCUGCAUCAGCUGCUGCAGGUAACAGAGGAGGCGCUCGCUGUGUGCUGGGUACUUGGGCCAUCGCUUCCUUCUGCCUGUUUCUCACAAAUCAGUAUGAGACAUCCCGGCAUCAACUUCCCCUUUUUCCUGCCAACUUCAAAUCUGCUUUUCAGUCAUUUUGUUCUAUUUAAUGAAAAUCAGUCCAUCAGUUUAAGAAAGCGUGAGGAUAACUUACUCCGUUUCAAAGCUGUGAACAGUUCCUUUGAGAACAGGGUGAUUAUGAAUAGAGACAAUGCCUGCAACAGCUUUGGGAAAGGCCACAGUGGGCAGUAGUGUACUUUAUAUCAUAAGUCUUUCUGAGUGAAGUUUUGGUAUCACAAAAAGCUCAGACUCUGUGUACAAAGGGUCCGUUAAGUCUGAUACAAAAUACUAAGGCAAAAGGGUUAUCUCUGAGGACUAGGAACUUGCAAAUAAUUUUGAGCAUGUGUCCUAAAAACUUCUUGUGUUAAAGGAAAUCAAUUUCUGUGUGAUUUCUGUAGCACAGCAGAAAGAAAGGUCUGCUUCAGCUUUCAAAAUCACUGUAAUUAAUUCCAAGGUUUGUAAACCUUUAAAAAGGGGGGGAGGGGGGUGACGGAUGGAUGUCAAACCCACAACCAAAACACUGAAAUUGUUUGGGUUUUUUUUUCUAUUGAAUUAGAGGGAGCAAUUAAACAGAUUUGGAACAACUGUGUCCAAUUCUAGUUCGUUACAGAUGCCAAACUUUCAGACAAUUGUUAUGCCUGUGGAAUAGAAGGGGUUUAUUAAGGGGGCAGAGUCACCAUUUGUGGCCCAUCUUGCUAAUAAUACACCAAGUCCUAAUGAGGCCAUUUCCUAUUCUUCCAUCAUUUGUUCUGUUAAGUUCUAAUGAUCUGUUAACAUCAUCAGCUUGACUGCGGAAAGCUGCUCUGCUCUUCUGAGUAGCGUGGAGUUUUUUGGCAUAGUCUGAACAAGGCUGUUUUGCUUUUUAUUCUGUGAUAAUCAUCACAUGGGGAAAGACUAUGGCUUUUGUGUUUGACAUAAUAUGCUGGAGAGGAGUGAGCGUAUGUAUAGAUAUUUGUCUUCAGUGCUUAAAUGCUUGUUGUAUGUUUGCAUCAAUGUUUGUGAAGUGGUUCAUAAAGUUUAUCUUAAUUGGAGGUAGGUCUUUAGACUCUCUUCAUAAAUUUUUAAACCAUCCAAUAAAAAUUCUCUCAGGGCUAGCUUGCCUGCUUUAGGAUAUACAUGGAAUAUUAUGUCCUAGGAACCUGCGCCCCUGUUUCCAUUUGACAGGACUGGAGACCUGCUGAAGAGACUGACAGGAGAUGUACAAAUUAAGCAGAUUCUCUAUACCACAGAUAAAUGCAGUAUAUUCAGCAGUCCCAAGACCAUUCACAGAGAUGAAUUCUCUUGCCCCCUCCCCACAGCUAAUGUUAAUUGCAAGUGCCAUUUUAACUUGAAAAAUCACAAAGAUGUGAAGGAAGCCAAUUCUUUGCAGGAACCUUGUAUGAGUGGGUAAAAAAUCUCAAAAUACAGAGCAAGGUCCUUCCCUGAAGUAUUUUUCACAAGUAGGGCACAGAUACCUCUCCAAAAAAACCCCAUUCCUUGUAGGCCCUGAAGGGAAAAUAGAUUUCUAAAUAGUAGUUUCAGCUCCCCAGAAGUUGUGUGAUGCUGAUCCACUGGAGCUGAGUACAUGGGUUUGCUCAGCAGAAGUUGUGUUGUUUUUCCUUACAAUAAAGGGGUUAUAAAUAUUUCACCUUUUAUUUUUUUCUCACAACAACUACUGUGUAGAAAGAUUGUUUUUUGUCAUUGCUCAGUUUCUCCUUUAGCAAGGCAGGACCAACAGCCACACCAAAGCAGAUACAACUUAAAAAAAAAUUUAAGAUCAGUUGUUACUUGAUGUUCUGAAUUGAGAUCCAUUGCCUUAAAACGGAAUAAGUGGUUUUCCUAAAGCCCUUUCAGCAGUCUCUGACAUAAUGGUUCCCACAUCUUUAUGCCUACAUCUGUGUGACUGAACAGCAAGAGUAAAUCCAAAUACUUCAG
This is a messenger RNA of Athene cunicularia (burrowing owl), 10668 nucleotides long. RefSeq names its product round spermatid basic protein 1 like (gene RSBN1L). Lineage: Eukaryota; Metazoa; Chordata; Aves; Strigiformes; Strigidae. The annotation marks the transcript as partial. Gene Ontology annotation, cellular component: nucleus. The record is from RefSeq and is a predicted model, not a curated record. The transcript has 8 exons.